AUGAAAAGCCUACUUGAGUUAGUAGAUGAUGGGCAAACUGUCAUCGGUUAUGACGGUUCCAUUCACUGUAAAAGACGUCAUAAUUUUUGUGCGUUCAUCGUCUAUAUGGAAUGGGACGCCACAUCUCUGGAUGAUUAUCUUACAGUCGUGAAGCUGCAAUGUACAAGGUCUAAUGUGUUGCACCACAAUGCACAUGUGAUUUUUAAGGGUGGCGACGGUCUCUUCAAUGACUACUAUGAGCCUCUGGUCAAGAUAUACCAUGAUUGUCAUGGGAUACGGCGAAUUCGCCAGAAAAACUUUCAUCUCAGAAGUGAACCCGUCAAAAAAUUUUGGGAUUCCUAUUCCUACGAUGUCAACAUUGAUUCACAGAGUACUUGGGUGUUUUUCAAUUAUCAAGUGCUCGGUAUGAAUGGGUUGGAUCGUUCAAAUGUUGACAAGGAUCUGAACGACUGGCUAAAUGAAACAGACGUCACCGGCCGACGACAUCUAUUCGAAGACGAUAGUAUUAGAUUUAGUGAUGACGCUUUCUCUUCAGAUACGACUUCUUAA
This is a messenger RNA of Caenorhabditis remanei, 549 nucleotides long. RefSeq lists its product as uncharacterized. NCBI's taxonomy places the organism in Eukaryota, Metazoa, Nematoda, Chromadorea, Rhabditida, Rhabditidae. Bases 1 to 549 code for a protein of 182 amino acids. The record is from RefSeq and is a predicted model, not a curated record. The transcript has 4 exons.